Molecule: messenger RNA, 550 nt
Organism: Aplosporella prunicola CBS 121167
Lineage: Eukaryota; Fungi; Ascomycota; Dothideomycetes; Botryosphaeriales; Aplosporellaceae
Exons: 1
Coding region: 181-342 (53 amino acids)
Source: RefSeq, a predicted model, not a curated record
ACGACCGGCGACCCCGACCCCGGCCCUAGCCAUCCUCGACCGAGAGCAUCAGAGUUAGUCUCCGCUAGGAGUAUGGUUACUCGUACGAGAACGGGUAGGCCGCCCGUCCGACGUGAGUCAGCGUCAGCCACGCGACGCCACUGCCAUGGCGGGUGUGGGGCGUUGCCUGGGUGAUGGGUGAUGGCUUGGUGCCGAGGUUGGGUGAGGGAGUUGUCGGCGGGGUGUGUGUGUAUGGGCCGAGGCUUUUGUGGUGUCGUGGGGUUUGCGAUGUGGGCUGUUUGUUUGUGGGAGUGGGAGUGGGAGUGCGUGUGGGAAUGCGUGUGGGAAUGUGCGUGGAGGUGAUGUGAAGGGAGAAAGGACUUGGUUGGUUGGGUUGGAGUUAGUGGUGGUGAGGUUGUGGGUGGUGAUGCGUAGAGCGGGGGUUUCUUUUUUCUCUUAGGAGUAAUAUUGUACUGCUGCUGCUGUUUGCUCUACCUGUGUGCAGUGAGGUAGGGUGGUGAUGAUUUUCUUUUUAAUAUUUGGAUGUAGAGUGUGAAAGUACCUAUUGUUG